UAUUCCGUUCCCUCGGACUCGGCCUUUGCAGCAAACCUCUGUCAUGGUCAAACGCACAGCGACAGAGCUCCAGGAGUCGGGUGAGUCAGCCCAGAGGAAGCUGCCCCGCGGAAGCGAGCGCAGAGAAAAUGCCGCCAAGCCGGAGGAGAUGGGCAAGUUCGAGGACGACUGGGAGGACGAGUACGAGAGCGAUGAGGAUGUUGUGGACGACGAGGCGGAGGAAGGGCCCGAUGCAAUGGACAUCGACGAGGUCAUGCCUGCCAUCGAAGAGUCCGACGAAACAGCACCAGCAUCGAACACCUUCAUUGCUGGUGUCCACAAACUGGAACAGGAUGAGAUAUUGGAACCAGAUGACUCUGUGUACAUCAUGCGACAUUCCAUGAACGUCAACUGGCCAUGUCUAUCCUUCGAUGUCCUGCGGGACAACUUGGGCGAUCAACGGCAGCGUUUCCCCGCUACUGCCUACGUCGUAGCCGGGACGCAAGCGGAUACCGCAAAAAAUAACGAGCUCUCUGUAUACAAGAUAAGCUCGCUUCAACGUACUCAGAAAGAUCCUGAUGCGUCCGAUGAAGAAGACGACGACGACGACGAUGCGCUCGACGAGGAUCCCAUCCUAGACUUCCGAUCCGUCCCUCACCUGGGCGGUGUCAACCGCGUCAGGGCACAACCAUUGCCGUCAUCAUCUGCCCUACCACCCGUGUCUCAGCCGUAUUAUGUCGCAAGCUGGGCAGAAACGGGCAAGGUGCACAUCUGGGACGUACGGCCGCUCAUUGAAGCGCUAGACGUUCCGGGCUAUUCUCCAGACAAGUCACGAACCCAUAGCCCUGCCUUCACGGUCACUUCCCAUGGACGCGCAGAGGGAUUCGCGAUGGACUGGGCAUCAUCCGGCGGAUCCAGUCCCUCCGCCUUGCGACUUCUCACAGGAGAUGUCCAGUCGAAAAUUUACCUUACAACAACGACCCCUUCCGGGUUCAAUGCGCUGUCGCAGCCGUUCGUCUCGCACACAUCUAGUGUGGAGGAUCUGCAGUGGAGCCCGACGGAGGCCACCGUAUUUGCAUCUUGCUCCGCCGACCAGAGCGUCCAAGUGUGGGACGUGCGAAGCAAGGGUCGACGGAGUGUAGCGGGCAUUGAGCGGGCUCACGAGGCAGAUGUGAACGUCAUCAGCUGGAGUCGCUCGACAACGUACCUUCUUCUGAGCGGAGGAGAUGAAGGUGGCAUCAAAGUAUGGGACCUACGAAACGUCACAAAGAAAGGGACGUCCGCCCCAGACCCUACACCUGUGGCCACAUUCAACUGGCACCGGGCGCCGGUCACUUCCAUUGAAUGGCAUCCUACGGAAGACUCUAUCUUUGCCGCUUCAGGAGCGGAUGAUCAGGUUACACUGUGGGACCUCGCGGUUGAACAGGACGACGAAGAGACUGGGGCGAUGGAGGAGACACCAGAAGGCGGUCAUGACAUACCCCCUCAGCUGCUCUUCGUGCAUCAGGGUCAGAAGGACGUCAAGGAAGUGCAUUGGCAUCCUCAGAUACCUGGCGCAGUCAUUAGCACCGCGCUAGAUGGCUUCAAUAUAUUCAAGACCAUUUCUGUCUGAUGUAUCAAGUAGAGUAUGAAUAGGAUGCACUUGCCGCGAA
Rhodofomes roseus is the source of this 1631-nucleotide messenger RNA. RefSeq names its product glutamate-rich WD repeat-containing protein. Bases 44 to 1591 code for a protein of 515 amino acids. NCBI's taxonomy places the organism in Eukaryota, Fungi, Basidiomycota, Agaricomycetes, Polyporales, Fomitopsidaceae. Gene Ontology annotation, molecular function: protein binding. The transcript is spliced from 4 exons. The record is from RefSeq and is a predicted model, not a curated record.